Messenger RNA from Chelmon rostratus (copperband butterflyfish), 3026 nucleotides. It is a transcript of the gene stk26, whose product is annotated as serine/threonine protein kinase 26. Bases 129 to 1334 code for a protein of 401 amino acids. NCBI's taxonomy places the organism in Eukaryota, Metazoa, Chordata, Actinopteri, Chaetodontiformes, Chaetodontidae. The record is from RefSeq and is a predicted model, not a curated record. Gene Ontology annotation, biological process: protein phosphorylation. Gene Ontology annotation, molecular function: protein kinase activity; ATP binding. The transcript has 12 exons.
UUUGGGAGUUUUUCAGUGUGUUGGAAAGCUCGGAGAGGAGAUACAAAGACAGCAAGAGUCCAAGAAGAAGAAGAGGGACGACAGAGAAACCUGGAGGAGGAGAAGGGCGCUCAUACAUCGAAGUAACCAUGGAAGUUCCUGGUAUGCAGAGUACUCAGAUCGAUCCGGAGGAGUUGUUCACCAAAUUGGAUCGCAUCGGAAAAGGAUCUUUUGGAGAGGUGUUUAAAGGGAUCGAUAACCGGACUCAGAGCGUCGUUGCCAUUAAGACCAUUGACCUGGAGGUGGCCGAGGACGAGAUCGAGGACAUCCAGCAGGAGAUCACGGUCCUCAGUCAGUGCGACAGCCCGUACAUCACCAAGUACUACGGCUCGUAUCUGAAGGGCAGCAAACUAUGGAUCAUCAUGGAGUAUCUUGGUGGAGGCUCAGCGCUCGACUUGCUGCGGGCGGGUCCGUUUGAUGAGUCACAGAUUGCCACCAUGCUGAAGGAGAUCCUGAAGGGACUUGACUACCUGCACUCUGAGAAGAAGAUCCACAGAGACAUCAAAGCUGCCAAUGUCCUGCUGUCGGAGCACGGGCAGGUGAAGCUGGCGGACUUCGGGGUGGCCGGUCAGCUGAUGGACACGUUCAAGAGGGAUACCUUCGUGGGAACGCCGUUCUGGAUGGCUCCGGAGGUCAUCCAGCAGUCCGCCUACGACUUCAAGGUGGAUAUUUGGUCGCUGGGCAUCACGGCCAUCGAGCUCGCCAAGGGCGAACCCCCGAACUCCGACAUGCAUCCGAUGCGAGUGCUGUUCCACAUCCCCAAGAGCCCUCCUCCGACGCUCAGCGGAGAUUUCUCCAAGAGCUUCAAAGAGUUCACCGAGGCCUGCCUCAACAAGGACCCUGCCUUUCGUCCCACGGCCAAGGAGCUCCUCAAACACAAGUUCAUCGUCAAACACUGUAAGAAGACGUCCUACCUCAGCGAGCUGAUCGACAGGUACAGGAGGUGGAAGGAGGCGGGCCACAGCGACAGCAGCUCUGACGACUCAGACGGUGAGUCCAGUAAUAAAGAGAACAGCGAGUCCCCUGAAUGGUCCUUCACCACCGUCCGGAAGAAGAAGACGGAGGGCAGGAAGGUGCUGAAUGGAACGGGUCAGGAUCAGCUGAGCAAAUCUGCCAGUCUGACCACAGUCAUCUCCCCUGUCUUCACAGAGCUGAAGCAGCAGCACAAGGAGCACUCUGAGCAGCGAUUGGCCAUCGAGGAGCUGGAACGCAACAUCCGAUUGGCCGAAGACGUGUGUCCAGGCAUCACAGACAGGAUGGUCACACACAUCAUUGCCAGAUUCACGACCAACUGAAGGACGGACGGACGGAGGGACGGAUGGAAAUAGGAAGUACGUUAUGUGAAGAGGGACUGUGUCUCCGUACGGUGGCGCUGCUGGAUGAUUGGACACGGAGGAGAUUUGCUGUGCGAUGUCUCCUCGCUGAACACACACAUCACAUACACACACACUCACUACUAAUGUUAUAUAUACACUAUAUUAUAUGUACAAAAUACACACACACACACACACACACACAGCUGCUUGUUGAAGGCCUUUUUUUGUCCCUGAGUUGGCUUCUGAAGACAGGCGGAUUUAUUUUCUAGUCCGAAGGUUUAAAAUGCUUCAGUCAUAAAUAACACGCAGACCCUUUAGUCAGAUCUGAGUCCCCGAGUCUUGUUAUGUUGGAACUUCCUAAAUUACCGUCAUGUGCCUUAAUUAUUUAUGCUAUCAAUCAUUUUCUGAAAGUAGACGUCACUUUUUAACGGACACGUUUUUGUUGAAACCACACAGGAAGAUAUAUAGAAGAGGGUGGUCGUCUGUCGGCAGUAGUGCGGUUUGUGUCAUGACUUGCCUUGACUUUGUAGAUGUCUAUACGUUUGUUCAGUAGCACUUGAGACAGAUUAUAUGCCAAUAUUAUGUAUUUUUUUGUUGUUGUUGUCUUCAGUAAUGCUUUAAAUUGCAGUUCCCUGAUCCCAGAAUUCAGUCAAGUUCAGAUCUCACACACAAAAGUUUCAGUUUUCAGGGUAAAUCUUUGUCAUUUAGCUCUGAUUUUACAGCUGAAAAGAAACCGACCUGUUUUUCUGGUAAUUAUCUGAACAUUGAAGGUGAAAAACAUUCCCUAAAAUUAAACACACUUAAGGAAUCUGAGAAACAUUUUUAUUUGUAAGGUUUCCAGAUAAAAAAAAUAACCAAUUUUAAGGAUUUAUGCCCCUUUUUGGCUCAUCGGGAGCUAUCAGGCUCCCAUCUAGAUAGGCAGCUAGUAGCUAGCAGGCUAGCUAGCUAGCUAACUGCUGUCUUCAAAGUAACUAGCUACAUUUAACUAUUAAAUACAUGUCACAUCCUCAAGUUUACUACACUGUCACUAGUUAAGAUAAAUUUAUAACGUAAAUGUUUAACAUGGCUGCCAUGUGAAUAAGGUCAGUGUGGUAACAAAACCAGUAGCAUUGCACAACCGUUAGCAUCAAAGUUACUGUUCUGAAUAAAAGGUGUAAAUGGGGAAAUCUUGACUUUGGAACAGAAGUAGCUCGACUGUCGGUUAAGAUUUUAUUCUGGGAUUCAUUAUCUGGGAUCUGUGUAGUUCAGAAGUAUCUGUGUGGAGUAAGAUAUCCAUGAUGGAAAUAAAGCGAAAUUAAAAUUUUCCAGGAUCUGCAAGGUACAACCGCACAGAGGUCUUCCACCUGCUCAUUGAAACAAUGUCCUUUUUCAACGUGCAUCAAGUUUGGGAAAAUAUUGUUGAGGACAAUCGACUUAUGACUGACGGUUGAUUCUUAACAGGAUGCUUGGUGUGUCGGGACGUUGUGACGGGAGCUGUAAUGGAAGGUAUUACUGAGAGUUUGUACCAAAGACACUAUAAAACUUGGUCAUUGUAUAUUGUUGUCUUUUUAUAUAUCAUAAGGGAUGCGAUACGAGGGGGGGAAAUGAGAGAUGUAAGAUUUUACAGAAAUGUACUCUUUUUUUGUAGCGGGACUUAGAGUUUUAUGAAUAAAUAUUUAAGUUUGAUUGAGA